AUGGGUAAUGCCGACGCCGCCUGCGAUGACAAGUCGGCUGCCUCGGGCAUCAUGGCUCGCCUCUUCCCGGCUGAGCUUCGCGCGCAGUACUGGGAUGGGGCUCUGGCCAUAUUCCUGCUGUUCAUGAUGCAGAUUAUCAUCUACGCCCUCAGCUUUGUCUCACUCUUCCUUCAAGGAUUCUCCGCUGCCAUCAUGGGAAUGAUGCUCUUGGCCGUCACCAUUGGACUGGUGGACUGGGCGGUGCGUCGUUUUGGUGGCUCUGAGGCAGUUGACGUGUUUUACCAUAAAUAUCUUAAAGGCCCGACUGACUUGCUCAACAAGCAUAUGUCUGUUGGUUUCACUGUGCCUUUUGUUCAGAUCUUCCGAAACAAGCCGGCUAGUGCUCUAGAGAUUGGCUUGAUCACUGCUAUGUUUGUUCUUAUGGGCGUACUCUCUCCUGUCAUGGUGUACUACUUGUCCUACGCCAUUCACACAUGCUCGAUCCGCUUUGGCUUUGGAAGAAAUAAGAGCAAGAAAACUACCAACUCUGUUGGUCAGCGCCCUACAGCCCUACUUCGACUUAGAAACAUGCAGAACGACAACACAUCAGUCUCGGCAUCUUUGCUGCUGCCUUCUUCGGUAGAGCCAGUGCAGCAAAUCCCAAUGAAACGGUUUUCUGACCAGUCCACGCUGAUGAGAAGCUCGACACUCACCGUGGCUGGCAACAGUUCCGGGAUCCAAAGCCAGUCGAACUUGCUCACCGGUAAGGCAAAGACAGUGCAAGAGCUCAACCCAUGCAGUCGUGAGGCAAAGCCCUGGAAGGUCCUGGCCUGGAUCCUGCACAACAUAUGCCUCGUCAUCUGCAUCCUCUCGAUCCCCAUCUCAAUCGGGAUGGCCGCCAGCACCGGAAUAACAGUCUUUGCUGAUACGUCCGUCCUCCUUGGGAUCUGGAUGACGACACUGACCCUGCAAGCCACAGCGCGGAAGUCGGCGUGGCUCAAGACCAUGCCGCGGCGCCGCACUGCGGUCAUCGUCGGCCUCAACCCGGUCCUCAUCACCGCGGGGGUCAUGAUCGCCUACGUCCAGGCCAAACACGCAAUCCUUGGAUCUGACGUGCUCGCCGUACUCAACACCUUCCAGUCCGGCGUGACGUUUGCGGGCUUCCUCAUGGACAGGACGGUGCACGACGCCGUCUUCUCGCACAUGACGGCAAACGUUCCCUUCAGCGUCCUCGCCUCGUCCCGCAGCCGCACGAGCGUCGCCGGCGACGGCUCAGCCCCGUGCAUGGGUGCUGGAGACAUUGCCAUGACGAUCCUGGAGUCGGGCCUGGUGGCCUGGGGCCUCAAGCUGUUCGAGUACCGCCGCGCCCUCGUCUCACAUGCCGGAUUGGUGGUCUUGGUGACUUCCACCAUAGCUGCGGCCUUGACCGUCGUGUCGAGCCCGCUGCUGGCUCACGCUGCGGGGCUGGCCAAGGCGCAGAGCAUCGCGUUUGCGGUUCGUAGCGUCACGCUCGCACUGGGCACGCCCGUCAUGGUCAAGCUCGGCGGCGAUGUCGGCGUCAACGCGGCCAUGGUGGUGUUCAAUGGCAUCGUCUUUCAGAUGGCCAUGGGUCUUGGUCUUGUCGGCUGGAUCAUUGGCACGGUGGAGCGGUGCUGGGUUUGGGCCGUGGCAAGCGUGACUCCCUCUUCCGGCAAGGCGGUGCAGCUUGAUCUUGAGCUUGGUAACGAGUCGUCAGAGCUCACGCCUAGUCUGAACCGGUUUGCUCAGCGUCCGGCCGAGAGUACGCAAGCUGCCGGCAGUGGUGACGGACAUGCCCCGCCUCCUUCGCCGCCGCAGACGGCUUUCUGUCGACUUGAGCAAGACUCCGAUUACAUGAUCGCGGGAAGCAGCUGCCUAGACGAUCCAUGCCAGCUACCUCAGCAGCAUCAGAGACAGCCAUCUGCUGCAUCGUCCUCCUCCGCCAUGAUGCUGGAGACUAUUGCACCCAACCAAAACUCUCCUCACCGGCCUGGUGCCAAGCGCCAGCAGACAUCGGCAUCUCCAAGGCAGUCGGCUUGCUCACCACUGGCGUCUUCAUCCACAGUCGGCACCAAGAACAGCAUCGCCGUGAGGGAAGGCCCAGAGGAUGCCCGAACCGUCGCUAUGGGCGUCACGGUCGGAGUCAACGCAGCGGCCAUGGGCACUUCCUACCUCUACGAGCAGGGAAGCCGGGCGGCGCCCUACUCGGCGCUCGCCAUGACACUGUUUGGCGUCAUGACGGUCAUCUUCACCUCCAUCACCCCGCUGACAGUGUGGCUCUUGGCGCAAGUUGGUCCAGCUGCGGCUGCGGAUUCUUCAUAA
Messenger RNA from Pyricularia grisea, 2319 nucleotides. RefSeq lists its product as uncharacterized. Bases 1 to 2319 code for a protein of 772 amino acids. The transcript has 3 exons. The record is from RefSeq and is a predicted model, not a curated record. Lineage: Eukaryota; Fungi; Ascomycota; Sordariomycetes; Magnaporthales; Pyriculariaceae.